AUGUAUUACAAGCGCAAAACUCGACCUAUUCAAACCGCGAUCUUCCUAAUUACCGCGACAUAUGUCCUAUUCUUCUGGCUACCCUCGACAUCAUACUACAGGCGCCUACCAAAACCGAUCUCUAGAAAAGACACCACAGUCCGCAAGAAUGCAAUUCGCUUAGAUAAAGUCACAGAGCACCACCCAGUGUCAGAAUUCAUUCCGCUCCCAACAAACCCAGCAUCCAUCCCACGCAUCCAAUAUGACUUCCAACCCGAAACCAACACCGAGCGAAACUCACGACUCAAGCGGCAAAGGGCGGUCAAGGAGGCAUUCAUGCAUUCCUGGAAUGGCUAUAAGGAAAAUGCGUGGCUGCGCGAUGAGGUGAAACCCAGGACCGGAGGGUAUCAGGAUACGUUCAAUGGAUGGGGUGCCACACUGGUUGAUUCUCUUGAUGCCCUGAUUAUUAUGGGGCUGGACGACGAGCUCGAGCUGGCCCUCGAGGCUCUGGAGGAAAUUGAUUUUACUACUACGGCUAGUAAACAGGUUCCGGUGUUCGAAAUCAUCAUUCGAUAUAUGGGUGGUUUCAUUGCCGCUCACGACUUGACGCAGGGGAAGCAUCCUGUACUUUUAAGAAAGGCUGUGGAGCUUGGUGAUAUGAUUUUCAAUGCGUUUGAUACACAUAAUCGUAUGCCACAGAUGCGCUGGGACUGGAUGAAGUCUGCCCAAGGCGAAGAAAUUGAGCCCUCCCUUCGCAGCAGUCUAGCGGAGAUUGGUUCCCUGACAAUGGAAUUUACUCGCCUAACACAAUUGACUGGAGACCCCAGAUAUUACGACGCAGUCCAGCGCAUCAUGAACGAGCUCGAGAUUGGACAAGACAAGACGCGAAUUCCUGGAUUGUGGCCAACAUGGAUCAACACCGAUGAGAUGAAAUUCGACGAUUCCGAAUUCUCCAUUGGUGGAUGUGCCGAUUCUGCCUAUGAAUACUUCCCCAAAGCACACAUCUUAUUGGGCGCACAGACAGACCAAUAUCGGCGAAUGUACGAAAAGGCCAUCGAAACGUUCAAUGAAAACCUACUCUUCCGAGCGAUGACCAAAGACGAGGAUCAGCAUAUUCUCUUCGCGGCUAAUGUCCUUGCCAUGAGAGGUAAUGCCAAGUCGUUCCAGUACACGCCCGACCACCUGAAGUGUUUCAUGGGUGGGACUGUGGCGAUCGGAGCAAAGGUCUUCAAUCGACCCGAGGAUAUGUAUAUCGCCAAAGGACUGACGGACGGUUGUGUCUGGGCUUAUGAUGUUAUGCCCACGGGUAUCAUGCCAGAGGUCUUCAAGGUCAGUCCUUGCCGACACCAUGAUGACUGUCCUUGGGAUGAAGAACAGUGGUACUCGGAUGUGCUCUCGCGGUCUAUCGAUAAUGAGGAAAUCAGAGAGAGGGCUGCGGAUCAGAUUGAGGCUCACAAGUUCCCUCCUGGUGUUACGGAUAUCCGUGAUUCAUCGUAUAACCUUCGUCCCGAGGCACUGGAGUCCGUCUUCAUCAUGUAUCGAAUUACUGGCGACAAGAGCCUGCUGGAUACUGCAUGGCGCAUGUUCCAGAACAUUGAUAAGGCGACUCGGUCUAAUUUCGGACACUCGUCCAUCGAUGAUGUGCGCGAGACACGACCGAAGCAGAUUGAUAAGAUGGAAAGCUUUUGGUUAGCUGAGACCUUGAAAUACCUCUAUCUCAUCUUCUCCGAGCCGGAUCAUAUCAGUCUGGAUGACUAUGUUCUGAGCACCGAAGCACACCCCUUCAAGCGGACGGAUGCAUCUCGUUAA
Molecule: messenger RNA, 1788 nt
Organism: Penicillium nucicola
Lineage: Eukaryota; Fungi; Ascomycota; Eurotiomycetes; Eurotiales; Aspergillaceae
Product: glycoside hydrolase family 47 protein
Exons: 4
Coding region: 1-1788 (595 amino acids)
Biological process (GO): N-glycan processing; carbohydrate metabolic process
Cellular component (GO): endoplasmic reticulum; Golgi membrane
Molecular function (GO): calcium ion binding; mannosyl-oligosaccharide 1,2-alpha-mannosidase activity
Source: RefSeq, a predicted model, not a curated record